This is a messenger RNA of Poecile atricapillus (Black-capped chickadee), 2622 nucleotides long. Its product is annotated as TOG array regulator of axonemal microtubules protein 2-like. Gene Ontology annotation, molecular function: microtubule binding. The record is from RefSeq and is a predicted model, not a curated record. Bases 1 to 2622 code for a protein of 873 amino acids. The transcript is spliced from 19 exons. Gene Ontology annotation, biological process: microtubule cytoskeleton organization. Gene Ontology annotation, cellular component: cilium; cytoplasmic microtubule. NCBI's taxonomy places the organism in Eukaryota, Metazoa, Chordata, Aves, Passeriformes, Paridae.
AUGGGAGCCCUGAAGCAACUUGGGCAGGCAGAGACCUUCCAGAGAGCUGCAGAUCAGGGAGCUCUGCUGAACUUCCUAAAUGCCAGUGAGCUGGAGAUGCUGGAUGCUUCCUUGCUGUAUCCUACUGAAGGGGAUGUGAAGAAGGAGUCAUUGGGUCUCCCUCUGAUCCCCCAGAUACGCAGGGCAGGUGUUUUUGAGGGCUUGAAGUCUGCCAGAGAUUUACAUGAACAUUUGCUUCCAUUACCAGGCCUUCCACUGUGCCAGACCAAGGAGACGGAUCAUCCCACCAGUCCUGGUCUUACAAGAGACAAAGACCUGAGGGAUGGCUUUGGAAAGAUCCGUGCUGCAUUGUGCAAGUUGGCUCAGGAGAACUUAGAGUGGAAGGUUGAGGAGCUUUGUGAUGAAGAGAUGAAGAAAAGGACACAAAGGGAAGCAUUCAAAGGAAAGCAGCUGCCUCCACUGGUAGUUGACCCCAGGGAUGCAGCAGAAGGAAGCUUCCUUGCUGUAUCCUACUGGAGGGGAUGUGAAGAAGGAGUCAUUGGGUCUCCCUCUGAUCCCCCAGAUACGCAGGGCAGUCCACACCCAGCUGCAGAAGUGAAGAUGACGACUCUGAAGAAGGAGGUUGGCCUCCCACUGAGCCAAGCCAAGGGGACAGAUCAUCCCACCAGUCCUGGUGUUAUGAGUGACGAAGACCUGAGGGACAGCUCUGGAAAGAUCUGUCUUUCAUUGUGCAAGUUGGCUCAGAAGAACUUAGAGCGGAAGAAAAUGGAGCUGUUUGAGAAGGAGCUCAAGAGAAGGAGGCAAACAGAAACAUCCUUGCAGCUGCCUCCACAGACAGUUGACACUGGGGAUGCAGAAGAAGCAAGCUUUAGCCUACCGCCUGUCAAUGGCACAGCUUCCAGUGUGCAGAGAAAACACCCUGGUAGUGCCUUGAAGAAGAAGGUCUUGAGGAAGCAGGACAACGUGCCCUCACUGCCCAAUAUGCCCACCAUCCAUGGGGAUGGCAGCUUCCCACGCAACUCCUCAGUGACCUCGCAGACGGCCUCUGGUGCCAAGCGUCGAGAGGAGCCGCUGCGUGGGAACAGGCAGAAGGACACAGCCUCUUGUGACCCACAGCAGGCCUUGCUCAAGGCACUCUCCUUGCUGGGCAGCGAUGACUGGGAGCUGAAGGAGAAGGCGCUCUCCAGCAUCGGACAGCUGGCUGGGUCCCAUUCAGAAGUCGUGCUUUGUAGACUUCGUGACGUUUGCCUGGCAGUUACCAGCGAGGUGAGCAACCUCCGCUCCAAGGUGUCCUACGCUGCAAUCGUCACUCUUGGAGAGCUCUUUGCAGCCUUGAAGAAGGACAUGGACUCCGUGGUGGAUGAGGUUGCUCGGGUCCUGCUCCAGAUGGUUUGGAAUUCCCCAGAGUUUCUUGAGAAAGCAGCCAAUCAGACCCUGGGGAUCAUGGUGGAGAACGUGACUCCUGCACGAGCACUGGCUGCUCUCAUGGACAGGGGAGCCAAGAGCCGCUACGUUGAGGUGCGGAAGUGUGCGGCCAAACUCCUCCUGUCCUUGAUGGGGAAAAUUGGAGUCACGAAGCUCGCAGACACACCCAGGGCUGAGAGCCUGGCGCAGGUGGCAGGGAAGCUUGCUCAGGACUGUCACAAGGACACAAGGCACUAUGGACAGGAGAUGGUGAAGAUGAUGCUAAGUCAUCCAAAAUUUAAAAGGCUUUUGGAGCAAUCUGUUUCUACCCGUGACCUGGAAGAUAUUGUGACAAGAAUUAAGAAGAAGGAGAUGGAAAACCAGAAGGGUGAAGGCCCAUCUGUCAAGAUGCCGGUGAAGAAGAGCAGCGAUUCCUCAAAGAAGCCCCAGGCCACAUUGCCUUCUAGUAAACGGGUGAAGUCUACCUCUGAGGGACGCCUCCUACACCGUGCAAAAGCCCAGGUCACGUUACCUCCAGCUGUGGAAGAAACGGAGCCGCUCCAGAAGCUUUACGAUCUCCUGGAAGCCAAGGGGUUUCAGACACGGCUGGAAGGAGUGGCAUUCCUUCUCGAGCUGUGCAAAACCCGCCCCCAGCUCAUCUCCACUAACAUUGUCCAAAUUUUUGAUUAUUUUGUCCUGAGAAUAUCUGACAGCCACAAGAGGGUGAAGCAGAAGGCGCUGGACGUGCUGGCAGAAAUCAUUGGCAUCCUGGAAGAUGCCUUGAGCCCGGUGAUCAUCCAUUUGGUGGAAGAAAUUACAAACAACUUGAACUCAAAGGAUCCCGGGGUUCAUUCUGCAGCUGUGAAAGCUCUGGAAGAAUCCAUUUCUCAUUUAGAUAAAGUAUCACUGAUGAAAGAGUUUGGCCACAGAUGGAGUCAACUGAGUGGCCAAGCUCUGCUGGAUGUCACAGAGCGUAUCACAGUGCUUGUGGAAUGGGUUUAUCCCAGGAGCCCUGAAGUCGUCCAGCGCUACGCCCUGCCCGUGCUCUGGUCCUUCCUGGGGAACAAGGCGCUGCCCGUGCGAAGCGCCAAUGUCCGCACUGUGGUCAGCAAGCUUGCCUCUGCCCUCUACGAGGUGAUGGGCACCAAGCUGAGGAAGUGUGCUGCCAGCCAGCCUCCACAUGUGCGGGAAAACCUCUCCAGCAUCUUGGGCUGGUGA